Molecule: messenger RNA, 1784 nt
Organism: Gymnogyps californianus (California condor)
Lineage: Eukaryota; Metazoa; Chordata; Aves; Accipitriformes; Cathartidae
Gene: DUSP12
Product: dual specificity phosphatase 12
Exons: 6
Coding region: 1-948 (315 amino acids)
Biological process (GO): protein dephosphorylation
Cellular component (GO): nucleus
Molecular function (GO): protein tyrosine/serine/threonine phosphatase activity
Source: RefSeq, a predicted model, not a curated record
AUGUCGGUGGUUGGCGGGAUGGUGCCGGUGCUGCCGGGGCUCUACGUGGGCGGCGCGGAGUCAUGCUCGUCCCCGGAGUCGCUGGCGGCGGCGGGGGUGGUGGCGGUGCUGACGGUGGACGCGGAGGAGCCGCCGGCGGUGCCGGGGGUGCGGGCCAUGCACGUCCGGGCGCGGGACGAGCCGGGCGCUGACCUGCUGAGCCGCCUGGACGACUGCGCCGCCUUCAUCGGCGCGGCGCGGGCGGGCGGCGGCGCUGCCCUCGUCCGCUGCCAGGCCGGGGUGAGCCGCAGCGUGGCCGUGGUGACCGCCUACCUCAUGAAGACGGAGGGACUCGGCUGGGAGGAGGCCUACGCCGCCGUCAGGGCCGCCAAACCCGACGCCGAGGUGAACCCGGGUUUCCAGGGGCAGCUGAAGCUCUACGAGGCCAUGGGCUGCGCCGUGGACAGCAGCAGCGCCCUCUACAAGCGGUACCGGCUGCAGAUGCUCACGGAGAGGUACCCCGAACUUCGAGACUUGCCCCGAGAAGUCUUUGCUGUUGAUCCAACCAAUAUAUGUCAGACUCCAAACACAGAGGUUCUCUACAGGUGCAGGAAAUGCAGGCGCGCUCUGUUCCGUAGUUCCAGCAUUUUGUCCCACAUGGAAGGAAGUGGACCGACAGCCUUUGCCCACAAGAGGAUAACGGACUCCGCUCAGCUUUGUGGCGAUGGCCGUGAAAAGUGUACCUCUUACUUCACUGAGCCCGUGCAGUGGAUGGAGCCAGCGUUGCUCGGAGUAAUGGAAGGACAGCUUCUGUGUCCCAAAUGCACGUCGAAGCUGGGCUCCUUCAGCUGGCGGGGUGAGCAGUGUUCCUGUGGCCGCUGGGUGACGCCUGCCUUCCAGAUCCACAAAAGUCGAGUGGAUGAAGUGAGGACGCUGCCAGUUGGUAACUUCCAAACUGCCAAAACCUGAACUCGUCGCUUCUCUCAAUGGAUUUCUUAACGUCCACAGAGAACUGCUGCCUACUCUGUGGUUGCCAGGAGUGAGCUUGUGACUUCCACCCCUUCGCAAUGCGGUGGAAUGACUUGAACGUCUGCUCUAUUCGAGCUUGCUGUAUCUCUAAUAUAUAUAUAAUGUAAAAAGGGAAAACACUUCCUUCGAAGAGAUGUUACACAGUGGUCACGUAUGUACAAAAAUGCCUGAACGUGAUGUUCUUAGUAUAUUCUCACUUCAUCUGUUGCUAUUACAGAGGGUCUUAACUCCUUAUUUAAAAGGAAUGCUAACAUGUUACUUUCAGUGCUGCUUAUCUUCCGAUCCAGAAGUUCCAAUCAGUUUGUCUGAAACACACAGCUGAGAUUUUAGGAGGCAUAUUCCACAACACGAGGUACGCGGCAGGGAAAUAUUUUAAGGCUUAGCAAAGUGCCAUGAAGUGGUACAAUUACAAUUGUUGUGCUGGCAUGUGUGGCAGCUAUUAGCAGCGAGGGGCAAGUUUACAGUUAUACUUUUAUUGUAAUAAAAGUAGUCCUAAAAAUACCUACCCCAAGAACAUUUACUACACUGUAACUCUUUCAUGUAAUGUCUGAGGAGAUCAUGCAAGCUGUACUGGAAUAGGAGAACUGAAGUAAAGUGUCCCUGCCAGACUGCUGCUUACAGGUUUAAAGAAAUCUCUAAAACGAUGAAGUAAGAUUUUAAGCAAGCUGUGAGCUUUCCUGAUGGUAUGCUGUGUACACCACUAUGGCACAGGUUUGGUUUGACAUAAGAGAAUAGGACAGAUAAGACCUACUUUAAAUCAAUUUUAUUUUCAUUGA